Molecule: messenger RNA, 2901 nt
Organism: Penicillium atrosanguineum
Lineage: Eukaryota; Fungi; Ascomycota; Eurotiomycetes; Eurotiales; Aspergillaceae
Exons: 3
Coding region: 1-2901 (966 amino acids)
Biological process (GO): regulation of transcription by RNA polymerase II
Cellular component (GO): SAGA complex
Molecular function (GO): transcription coregulator activity
Source: RefSeq, a predicted model, not a curated record
AUGGCUACCGCGAUAUCCAAACCCACGUCACAUCCCCCGAAGAUGAAGCGGCCGCCCCCGCCUUUCCCCCAGGUCGGGGUCAACGGAGUCAAGGCUCAACAACCUUCAUCUUCCCCACCCACCACUUCCAAACGUCUCCCUGGAGGCAUAUCCUCCAGCUCUAGUCCCAAUCUCACCAAUGGUGUGCUCAAUGUGGCGAGCGGCGCCAAAGGCCCCCUGAACCGGACCAGGAAUAUGGCGCAAAGACCUGGAGAUCCAGCCGCACGAGUCACACGGGGAGUGACGAGGACGACCUCACUGGGAAAUGACAAUCGGGUUGGGAAAAGGUGUCCCGAACCCUAUGUCAAAACAACACAAUAUAUUCUUAAGAAAUACGCGAAUUGCCCUCCGUCUCUCAUUGUGCAUCUUCAUCCUACACAUUUCCGGUUCGAGCAGCAAGAUGGAAGUUUCCCUUACAAUUCGGAGAUGAAGGUGGUCAUCGAGCACAUUCGCGAAGGCACUGUGCCACAUGAUCUGAUUGAAGAGCUCCUCCGGUCUGGAGUGCGAUUUUACGAAGGCUGUCUUAUUGUUCGCGUAGUCGACCACAAGUCUGUAUCUGCGCAGACCAGGAAGACUUCUACGACGACCACGAACGAGAAUAAUGUCCCGUUUUCUCUGCACAACUACAACGAACACGUCACCCCAUCAGCAUAUGUUCCGUAUCCAAAACAGAACCAGCUCACCACCGACUUGCACGGUUCUAAGCCGGCUGAAUCAACACCAAGCCAAACUGAUGGCCAGGGCAAAGGCGAUGGCUCCGAGGCUCAAGCCGAAGGGACCGAGAGAAGCAACAAGAACGCCCCUUUGAAGCCACGGGUGUUCACUACUGUCCUUCACCCGACGUCCCGCGUGUUGCAGGCUGAACUAACUCUGCUUGUUACUACUCCUGACCCCAAAGCCGCGAAUGCGGCAGCUCAGAACCAAUUUUCUCGCACAAAUUCCUCAUUUGGGGUACCUCAAUCAUCAGGUGGUCAGAAUGACUGGGGACACGUCGCAAAGCGACAGAAGACUCUUGUUGAGCCGCAAGACCUCCCUGGAUGUGAAGCAUUACUCAUCCGGGCCUUGGCUCCUCCCCUUUAUUUGGACACUGUGGACAGCUUCGCGGCAUCGCAAGACUUGUUGAAGUCUAUGGAGAGCCCUCUUCACAACGCUCCACCGCCAUCGCCUAAGCGCCGCAAGAGAACCAUCGCCCAACUUGCUGCAGAUGAGGCCCUUGCAGCCGAGGAGGAGAGAUUUAUGCUUAUCAUGGAUGAGCGCCUCGAACCUGCCAAUUCCGGCGCAGGCGCAGGCUCCAAGGCUGCAGUGGUUGAUGACGCGGCGGGUGUUGCGGCAUUUGAGCCACGAUUCUCUCGCUUCAAGACUCUCGAGACAAUUCGGAUGCAGCACGAGGAGAAGGCUAAGCGUGAACACGAGAUCAAGAUGAAGCAAGAGCUGGCCAAGAGACAGCAACAGGAACAAGAAAAGGAGCGCCGCAAGGCAAUUGAGGCAAGACAGGCCGAGGAACACAUCCGCGACGAAGCUCGGAAACAGCAGCUUGCUGCACAACAGGCACAGGCACAGAUUGCUGCCCAGCAGAAUCGCCACGUCAUGGCGCAUCCCAAUGGUGUCAGUCAGGGACAACAAUCCUCCCCUGUUAUACGCCAACAAACUCCACACAACAUGUCGUCGCCGCUGGUUGGUAACAAUAUGGUACCGCAAUCCGUCCCGAUGGCGAUGAGUGGAUCCCAGCAAUCGGGAAGCCCGCCCCGACCUCCAUCGUCCCUUCAACAUGCGCACCCCAACAUGAUGGGUCAUCCAAUGGCACCCUCGAGAAGCCAGCAAGGCCCCAGCCGCAAUGGGACACCAAAGAUGACACAAGGCACACCGGCCAUGUCGCAUGCCACGCCGAUCAUGCGCAAUGUCACUCCGACUCAACGGAUGAACCAGGGCAGUCCGAACCACGCCAAUAUGGGCCAGACCCCGAUGAUGAGCCAAGCUGUUAUGGCCAACACGCCGCAGAUGAAUGGCAACAAUCUGGCAGCACUCAACCCGCACCAGCAGAUGAUGCUCGCACAGCGACAGCAGCAGCAACAGCAGCUUCUUGCUGCGCAAGGACAUAUGAGUGCCAACCCCAAUCAAUUAUCGCAGCAACAGUUCGCUCAGAUGCAGGCCAAUAUCCACGCCCAGCAGAAUAUCCAGUCCCAUCAGCAGCAGCAGCAGCAGGCGCAAAUGAUGCAAGCACAACAGUCGCAGCAGCAAACUCCUCAGAAUAUGCCAAAGAUUCCUCAGCACAACCAGCAAGCGUAUCAGGCGCAGCUCAUGCGCGCCCAGUUUGCUCAAAUGCAAAUGGUUAAGCAGCAGAAUGGCCAGAUAGCACAAGGCCAAGCAAAUCAGCAUGCUGGCAGCCCGCAAAUGUCCCCGCAGCAGCAGCAGCAGCAGCAACAACAACAACAACAACAACAACAACAACAACAACAACAACAACAACAGCAGCAGCAGCAGCAGCAGCAGGCGCAACAGCAGCAACAACAGCAGCAACAGAUGCUGAUGGCAGCUGCUCAGGCCAACGGUGGACAGAUCCCACCGAACAUGCAAGGUGCUACCAUGGCCCAGCGAUACAAUCGACUCUAUCAGCAGCGGUUAUUGCAUCUUCGCCACGAAAUGUCACAGCGGUAUAUGCAACAAUAUGGACCACCGAACCAAUAUCCGCCACAGAUUGCGCAGCAGUACGGUGCUGGAUUGGAGAAGAAUGCCAAGGCAUGGGUUCAAGAUCUUAUGCGACGUGAGCGGGAAGCUGCUCAGCAACAUCGGGCAACGCAAGCUGCUAUGCAAGCCCAGCAAAUGCAGCAGCAAAAUAUGAUGCACAAUGGCAUGGGCAACUGA